AUGACAACCUGUCCGCUAUGUACAACAAAUUUGGAAGCACACAACAACUACUUCUUAAAUCUUCUUAAAGGCAGUAAACCAUUAGUGUCUAAUGUUAAGGAAUUUGGUGCUAACUUUGAAAAAAUUAACUUUUCAGAACCCUUUGAUCAAGCAUUUGAAUCAUGUUUCAUAUCCGGAAUAUACUGGACAUUGUCAUCACUCAUAAUUCUUAAUCCACAUGCAAAAUUAGUUGAUAUCAUCAAAUAUGAUGAGUUAAUUGAUAUUUUUAAUGCUGUUAUCGCUUGCUCGCAAACUCUAGGCAGUUAUGCUCUGGGAUUUGCGCCAUUUUACAAAAAUUUCUACUAUUCGCCAACAAUAUUACACACCUUACAUGCAAUGCAAAUUCUUGUUAUUUUGUCGGAGGACAUAGGCGAUUAUGUCACUCGUUGGGCUGCUACUCACAGUAAAAUGCUCAUUAACUUUCUAAAACUACAAAUUUUGUCAAACGGCUCCGUUAGCCGAACCACUUAUGAAGGUGACAUUCAAAGUAAUAAUAUACAACGCAACAAAUUAUCAUCAAUCAAAAACUCGGCAUUAUGUGGAGAUAUAAGAGAUGUUGCUUCAUUGUUUGGCACGGUUAACUUGUUGCACAAGUUAACUGGCAUCGACUAUUCCAAUGAAUUUGCUAACAUCUUGCCAAAAACUGUCGAAUGGAUCAUUAGCUGUAAAAAUGAUGAUGGAGGGUACGGGCUGAGGCCAGGUGAAGAAAGUCACAUUGGCGCAUGUUUCUGCGCAUCUGCCAUUAGCAAAAUAAAAAUUAUUAGGGAUUUUACAACUGAUAAAGAAAUAGCAUUCUGUGACACUGUGAGUAUGUGUAAAUGGUUAAAAGCUAGACAGCGUACAAAUGGGGGCAUAUCUGGCCAUGGAGACAAAGCACCAGAUGUUUGCUAUUCUUAUUGGCUUUUGGCAACUCUGGCUUUAACAUCUAAUGAUGGCAACGGCAAUUGUGAGAUUAACCUCGAUAAGCUUGCAAAGUUUAUCAAUAGCUGUGCCAGCCCUAGAGGUGGUUUUUCAAAAUAUCCCAUAUCACAAUCUGGUAAUGGAUACUUCGCACUGCUAUUCGACAUGGAAAAUAGUCCAGAUCCUUACCAUUCAUUCAAAUCCUUAGUAGCACUAUCAUUUAUUGGUAGAAUAUUAUCUUCUCUUUGCAUUCAGCACAAAUUGGUAUCUAUUAAUCCCUUGACUGCACUUAUAAUACAUUCCAACACAUAG
This is a messenger RNA of Babesia microti strain RI, 1251 nucleotides long. RefSeq names its product Probable geranylgeranyl transferase type-2 subunit beta. Gene Ontology annotation, molecular function: Rab geranylgeranyltransferase activity. Bases 1 to 1251 code for a protein of 416 amino acids. Gene Ontology annotation, biological process: protein geranylgeranylation. The record is from RefSeq and is a predicted model, not a curated record. Gene Ontology annotation, cellular component: Rab-protein geranylgeranyltransferase complex. NCBI's taxonomy places the organism in Eukaryota, Apicomplexa, Aconoidasida, Piroplasmida, Babesiidae. The transcript has a single exon.